GGGGCAGCGCGGCACUUGGCGGCUGCCGCGCUGCGGGGAGGCGGCGGAGCUCGGCCCCCUCCCCGCGGCGGAGAGCCCCGGCAGGAGCAACAGGAGCCGGAGCUCAGGAAAACAAUGAACAAUUAAUUUCUUCUUUCCAGGAAGAAAUCUGGAAGCUUUUUUGCUGCUCCAUUGAAUAUGGGAUUAUAAAAAAGUUUUUAAAAUUGCACAUAGAGCAUCUCUUUCAAAUGGAUAACUUCUGAACCUGGAACUCUUCAUUACCAACUUCUUACAUCCUGGAGGGGAAAAUGAAUUUCACAAAUUGCACCACUGAAGCCAGUGAGGCUGCAAAGCCAAAGACAGUAACUGAAAAGAUGCUCGUUACCCUGACCUUGGCCACAAUCACAACCUUGACUAUGCUGCUGAAUUCUGCUGUAAUUGCAGCAAUCUCCACAACCAAGAAGCUCCACCAGCCGGCAAAUUAUCUCAUAUGUUCACUGGCUGUGACAGAUCUCCUUGUUGCUGUUCUCGUCAUGCCCUUGAGCAUCACUUACAUAAUGAUGGAUAAAUGGACUCUGGGGUACUUCAUCUGUGAGAUCUGGCUCAGCGUCGACAUGACCUGCUGCACGUGCUCAAUCCUUCAUCUGUGCGUCAUCGCGCUGGACAGGUACUGGGCCAUCACAGACGCCAUCGAGUACGCCAGGAAGAGAACGGCAAAAAGGGCCGGGCUGAUGAUAGUCACCGUGUGGACCAUCUCCGUUUUCAUAUCAAUGCCCCCCCUGUUUUGGAGAAACCACCGCAGCGUCAGUAUUCCCAGCGAGUGCCGCAUCCAGCAUGACCAUGUCAUCUACACUAUUUAUUCCACAUUCGGGGCAUUUUACAUCCCCUUGACUUUGAUCCUGAUCCUGUACUACAGAAUUUACCACGCUGCAAAGAGCCUUUACCAAAAGCGGGGUUCAAGCCGCCACCUCAGCAACAGGAGCACCGACAGCCAGAACUCUUUUGCCAGCUGCAAGCUCACACAGACAUUCUGCGUCUCGGACUUCUCCACAUCCGACCCAACCACAGAGUUUGAUAAAAUCAACGCAUCCGUGAGGAUCCCUCCUUUUGAGAAUGACUUGGACCCGGCUGGCGACCGGCAGCAGAUCUCCACAACACGAGAACGAAAGGCUGCUCGCAUCUUGGGGCUGAUUUUAGGUGCUUUCAUUUUGUCCUGGUUGCCCUUUUUCAUCAAGGAGCUGCUUGUGGGCCUCCACAUUUGCACUGUCUCUCCAGAAGUAGCAGACUUCUUGACCUGGCUUGGGUAUGUCAACUCGCUCAUCAACCCUUUGCUGUACACGAGCUUUAACGAGGAUUUCAAGCUGGCCUUUAGAAAGCUCAUCAGGUGUCGAGAACAUACUUAAAAGUACUGAGAGAUGAUGAUGCUGGCAUGACUCCUGGCCUUAAAAAUGAGCAAAAUUAUUUGACUCUGCCACUGUUUCCCUUGAUAAAGGGGAUUUUUGUGUUUGCCUAUCUUCUUGACUGUUCUUCAGCCUGUAAUUCAUUAUGCCAUUUUUUAAUCUCUAGUGAAAUUCGUAGUAAAAGGUUUGAAAUAAAUUUAUUCUACAAAGGAAAAGAUUUUUUAGAAAUGCAACAACAAAAAAUAUCACUAGUAUUAGGUACUCAUGUCUCUAAGACAUUUUGUGUAAUCAAUGAUUCAAGAAGAAAAAACAAAAUUCACUUUUAUACUUUUUCCAUUUAAGAAUCAAACAUCAAAAUUAUGUACUGUAUGAAAUAAACCCCAUAAAUACAUAUUCAAAAAUUAAUAAACACUUCAUGAUCAUGACAGUUCAACAGCAUCUCUUUACUACGGCGUUGUGAAAAAGCUGUAACAGCCAUUUAGGAGGAAAAUUACCACCAUUUCCACCUUGGGUUGAGGCAGAAUAAACUAUUCCUUUUUUCAGAAAUACACUCCCAAAACAGAAAGCAAAGUUCAGUUCAUUGCAUCUAGAAAUGAUCCCAUUUCAUGACCCAAAGGCAUUUUUUAAAGUGUCUCUCUUUGUGUAAUAUUCCAGAUUUACAUUCAAGGUAUUGGGCAGACAGCUGUGAAGUUGUUCUGCAAUUGAGAGGAUGCAGCAAGCAAGUGUCAUACUUGUGAAACUAACUGCACAUCUGAGCAGUCACACUUCCAAUACCACUAACCCUACUUCUUCAGGCCUUGUGCCUCAGUCAGUUCUGGGGUGGUGUUUUUCACUUGUGCCACACUUCACCUGAAUGUUGUGGUGCACAACCCCAAGGAUCUAUGGAUCUUACCCCCACCAAGUCAGACAACUGGAUAUCUUCUCAGCAGGCCAGCUAUAUACAGAAAUUCAAAAACAUCAGUUUAACCUAAUUA
Molecule: messenger RNA, 2353 nt
Organism: Zonotrichia leucophrys gambelii
Lineage: Eukaryota; Metazoa; Chordata; Aves; Passeriformes; Passerellidae
Gene: HTR1E
Product: 5-hydroxytryptamine receptor 1E
Exons: 2
Coding region: 288-1382 (364 amino acids)
Biological process (GO): G protein-coupled dopamine receptor signaling pathway; adenylate cyclase-activating adrenergic receptor signaling pathway
Cellular component (GO): plasma membrane
Molecular function (GO): dopamine neurotransmitter receptor activity, coupled via Gs; G protein-coupled serotonin receptor activity
Source: RefSeq, a predicted model, not a curated record